Messenger RNA from Eruca vesicaria subsp. sativa (arugula), 984 nucleotides. The record is from the annotation of a GenBank genome assembly. Lineage: Eukaryota; Viridiplantae; Streptophyta; Magnoliopsida; Brassicales; Brassicaceae.
GCUUUUCUUUCCGACAAAAAAAAAAAGAAAAAGGAGGUUUUGUCUUUUUUUUUUUAAUCCCAAAGUCGAGAGAACUAGGGUUUACUAAUGGCUUCGUCGUCAGAUUACGAGAUCAUCACAGACCCGUGGGAUCCAAAAUGUGUGAGAGCGUGCAGUAUGUAUAUCCCUGGAGAAGAGCAUGAGGAUACGAAGCUUCUGUUGGAGAAAAUUCGAGGGAAACUUGACAAACGGAUUCACAAUCACACACAAGCUGAGGAGUUUCGUAUCAUCAAUGAACAGAUCGUGAAUAGUCAGGGAUUUGACGUCGAUUUCUCCAAGCUGCGUUACCUUUUUGAUUUCCAGCCUGCCUUUCUCGAUGAUACCGAUACCGAUAGGGGCAGGGAGUUUUUCGGUAGACUCUCUGCCGAAGCCAUUGAGAUCUACAACAAAAGAGAGGGGACUGGUUUUGAGUUCGUUGAGGUUGAGAAAGCAAAUAUUUACUCCAACAGCGGAGAGGUCUACUUCAUCACAUUUGUAGCCAAAGAUCCGCUUGACCACCAGACAAAAGUGUUUCAAGCUAAGGUUAUCCAUGUUUUCUGUAGACAGAUUGUGCACAGCUUCUGCAGGCUUAAACCCAAUCAACAAGUAACAUGUGUUGAGGAAGAGUCCAUUGCAAAGAAAGCGCUCAUUACAAGACAAAAGAAGAGAAAGCAUGCGUUGUUGAAAAUUAAACGAGGGUGUAUUCAUUCAGACCCUUGAGUUGGUGAUUUGGUCCUCCGUGAUAAGCAAGAAGCAGCCCAGGACGAUGAUGUUUGAGCUUGCAAAUCAGUUCCCUGCCCUUGCUUCAUUUAAUUAUCAGGAUUAGGUGGUGCCAUCUAUAUAUAGUGCAUCUAGGGUUUUAAGCUUUUAGCCAUUCACAUGAUAAUUAUGUGUAAUCAAUGUAAGAACUCAAGAGAGUUAAAAGACAUCUACGAAACUUAUAUUUCAUCUUCCUCAAGCUUUUGC